Molecule: messenger RNA, 1341 nt
Organism: Fusarium musae
Lineage: Eukaryota; Fungi; Ascomycota; Sordariomycetes; Hypocreales; Nectriaceae
Exons: 2
Coding region: 1-1341 (446 amino acids)
Source: RefSeq, a predicted model, not a curated record
AUGCACUACGCCACCCUCACCACUUUGGUGCUGGCUCUGACCACCAACGUCGCUGCACAGCAAGGCACAGCAACUGUCGACCUCUCCAAAAAUCAUGGACCGGCGAAGGCCCUUGGUUCAGGCUUCAUCUACGGCUGGCCUGACAACGGAACAAGCGUCGACACCUCCAUACCGGAUUUCUUGGUAACUGACAUCAAAUUCAACUCAAACCGCGGCGGUGGCGCCCAAAUCCCAUCGCUGGGUUGGGCCAGAGGUGGCUAUGAAGGAUACCUCGGCCGCUUCAACUCAACCUUAUCUAACUAUCGCACCACGCGUAAGUAUAACGCUGACUUUAUCUUGUUGCCUCAUGACCUCUGGGGUGCGGAUGGCGGGCAGGGUUCAAACUCCCCGUUUCCUGGCGACAAUGGCAAUUGGACUGAGAUGGAGUUAUUCUGGAAUCAGCUUGUGUCUGACUUGAAGGCUCAUAAUAUGCUGGAAGGUCUUGUGAUUGAUGUUUGGAACGAGCCUGAUAUUGAUAUCUUUUGGGAUCGCUCGUGGUCGCAGUUUCUUGAGUAUUACAAUCGUGCGACCAAACUCCUUCGUGAGCUGACUGGUCGAAUUAGAAAAACACUUCCCAAAACUCUUCUCAGUGGCCCAGCCAUGGCACAUUCUCCCAUUUUGUCCGAUGAUAAAUGGCAUACCUGGCUUCAAUCAGUAGCGGGUAACAAGACAGUCCCUGAUAUUUACUCCUGGCAUCAGAUUGGCGCUUGGGAACGUGAGCCGGAUAGCACCAUCCCCGACUUUACCACCUUGCGGGCGCAAUAUGGCGUUCCCGAAAAGCCCAUUGACGUCAAUGAGUACGCUGCACGCGAUGAGCAGAAUCCAGCCAACUCCGUCUACUACCUCUCUCAACUAGAGCGUCAUAACCUCAGAGGUCUUCGCGCAAACUGGGGUAGCGGAUCUGACCUGCACAACUGGAUGGGCAACUUGAUUUACAGCACUACCGGUACCUCGGAGGGGACUUACUACCCUAAUGGUGAAUGGCAGUCUUACAAGUACUAUGCGGCCAUGGCAGGGCAGAGACUUGUGACCAAAGCAUCGUCGGACUUGAAGUUUGAUGUCUUUGCCACUAAGCAAGACCGUAAGAUUAAGAUUCUAGCCGGCACGAGGACCGUUCAAGCAAAGUAUAACAUCAAAAUCAGCGGUUUGGAAGUAGUAGGACUUCCUAAGAAGGGUACGGUAAAAGUCCGGACUUAUCGGUUCGACUGGGCUGGGCCGAAUGGAAAGGUUGACGGACCUGUUGAUUUGGGGGAGAAGAAGUAUACUUAUUCGGCCAAUACGGUGAGCAGCCCCUCUACUUGA